Lingula anatina is the source of this 906-nucleotide messenger RNA. RefSeq names its product myelin P2 protein. Lineage: Eukaryota; Metazoa; Brachiopoda; Lingulata; Lingulida; Lingulidae. Gene Ontology annotation, molecular function: lipid binding. The record is from RefSeq and is a predicted model, not a curated record.
CUCACAGCGCGUGUACCUCAUAAAAGAUGUGUAAACGGGGUCGGGGUUCUCAGAUGUCCACUGUUAUACAACCCACAGAAGACCAAGACACAGCCGUGCAAGAUGGAACCAUUUUUAGGAAAAUGGCAAUCAUUGCCCCAAAAUAACGUAGAGUUUGGUGCGUUUUUGAAGGCAACAGGCAUGAGCCAGGAGCAGGUGGAGGGGUACCAGAAGAUGAACAGUGAGCACCCAGACAUCGUCACCUUAACCCAGGAGGGAGAUCAGUUCAAGACGCACACGGUGUGCGGACCCGUCGUCAUAGAACACACCUUCAAGCUGGGGCAGACGUUUGUGGAAACCAUGCCGCCAGAAAACAAACAGUGCAAGAUGACAUUCAACCUGGUGAACGGAGCACUGGAAGACGAUACAGAAAUGGAGGGAGUGAAAAUGAAACAUUCCAGGACCGUAUCAGGCGAUGACAUGACCAUGGUAAUGUCAGCUGGAGGAAAGUCUUGCAUUCGUAUGUAUAAACGAAUCUGAGAGACGCCGACCUUAGCGACAAUGUUUGACACUGAAGAAUAUUCUUGGCGCUGCAUAUCAUUAGAAUCUGACACAACAGCUUUGUUCUCUUUUAUUUCAUUUUUAUGUAAAUUUUAUUAUUCCUUUAUGCAAAACAGUAAAGUGAGCACUCAUUUAGCAGGAUAAAGUCUACUUUUCAAGUAGCAUUUUUUAGUACAGAUUUCUUUUAUUUAGAACAACUGUUACUGGAAUUUUGAUUUUUUUUCUCUGUGUAUCUUUUUUCUAAAAUAUGGAGAAAUACAUGCUAUUGUAGCAAAACAAUGAAUCUUGUUGUUCCUAACGUCAGAAACAUGCUAUAAAUUGCUAAUAUUUAUUUCGGUCCUCCAACAAUUCCGAGUAGAAAACCCU